AUGAAAGACACUUACUUUGUCGGGGUUGAUGUUGGAUCAGGCAGUGUCAGGGCAGCUCUUGUUGAUCAAAAUGGGCAUGUAUUGCAAACAUCAGUAAAGGAUCUUAAAAUAUGGAAACCAGAAGUCAAUUUUUAUGAACAAUCAUCAAAUGACAUUUGGUUUUCCUGUGAAGAUGUCAUAAAGAAAGUCAUAACAAAUGUUAGACCAGAACAUAUCAAAGGUAUUGGCUUUGAUGCUACAUGUUCUCUAGUAGCAUUAGAUAAAAAUGGAAAUCCGUUAGCAGUAAGCAAUUCAAACAACAAUGAACAAAAUGUGAUCAUGUGGAUGGAUCAUAGAGCUGAAUCGGAGGCAGAGUUCAUUAAUAAAAGUGGUCAUGAGAUCCUCAAAUAUGUUGGUGGAAAAAAAAUAGGUAGUAAAGUUCUAAUGCCAGGCGAGAGGUGUGGAGGGUUGAAGAGUGAUAUUGCCAACUCCCUUGGUCUUCUUCCUGGCACUCCAGUAGCCACAUCCAUCAUAGACGCACAUGCUGGUGGUUUAGGAAUGAUCGGCACUUAUGGUGCAGGCAUUGACAAAACAAUGUCUACCAGGCUUAGCCUGAUAUGUGGCACAUCUACAUGUCAUAUGGCAGUUAACAAUAACCCUAUUUUAGUUGAGGGUAUAUGGGGUCCAUAUUUUAGUGCAAUGGUGCCCCACAUGUGGUUGAAUGAGGCAGGCCAGAGCGCCUCUGGAAUGUUGUUGGACUAUGUUACUUCCAGUCACCCCGCUGGUAUUCAGCUGCUGAAGAAAUAUACUACCGGGGAGUUGCGUAAAUAUCUAAGGGAAUUACUUCAAAAAAUGGCCAAACAGCAGAAACUGAGCGAUGUUAGCUACCUGACGAAGGACUUUCACAUUUGGCCCGACUAUCAUGGCAACCGCUCUCCCCUCGCCGAUCCCAGUAUGAAAGGGAUGAUAUGCGGUUUGACGAUCGACGACAGCGAGGAAAACUUGGCGCUGCUGUAUUUAGCAACCCUACAGGGAUUAUCGUACGGUACCCGACACAUAAUCGAUGCAUUGCUACUAGCAGGAUAUGAACCGUUUAAAUCACUGCUCAUUUGCGGCGGCUUAUCGAAGGAUCCUUUAUAUGUACAAAUACAGGCGGACGCAACCGGGCUGCCCAUUCUCAAGCCUCGCGAACCGGAAUCUGUUUUACUUGGCUCAGCUAUCUUAGCAGCAUGUGCGUCUCAAUACUUCAAUAAUGUCCAAGCCGCCGUCGAAAAGAUGGGCGGUUCCGCUGACGUGGUGGGACCGAAUUUCAGGAUGUCGAAGCGCUCAGCAGAUGAUGGUGGCAAUGGCAGUAAUCCGCCACCGAUCAAAAAGGUUCACUUUGAACCUCAUCUCAUUGGGCCAGUUUCCACCCUUGAAGAAAUGGACAUUAAAGUCCUCCAAUUUCAAAAUAAAAAGUUAGCCCAGAGAAUAGAGCAGAGGCACCGAUGUGAAGCAGAAUUGAGGGCUAGGAUUGAGCAAUUGGAAAAACGUCAAACACAGGAUGAUGCUGUGCUAUGUGUUGUCAACCGCUACUGGAAUUUACUGAAUGAAGACAUUAGAGUAUUACUGCAGCGUUUUGAUGCUGAAACUGCUGAUGAAUCUGAAAAUAAGAAUGAGAAUGAAGCGACAACUUCAUUCUUAAUGCAGUUGUCGACAUGGGACAAGGAGGAGUUGGAUGCUCAGUUAGCAAAUAGAGUGCAAGUAAGCAAAAGAGCAGUGGCCAAGGUUUUGCAAGCUUUUGAUCGCUUGCAACAAAGAAAUGAUAAGAUUUGGAGAGCAAUCAAAGGGGAAGGAGAAGAAGGUGCACCAGCGUCAUCAUUAGAUGAAGUAAUCCGUGCAACUAAUGAAGAGGUCACUGCAGAAAACCGUCGCCUACAAGCCUUAUGCACAACAUUGCAUGAAAGCCACCAUGCAAUGACACUCCGGGUGGCACAACUUCAAGACGCUGUUAACAGCAGGGAUACAGAAAACGCCGAGUUAAAGAAUCAAAUUGACGAUUUACAGUAUGAGCUCAUGAAGGUUAGAUCGAGAAAUGACAAAUUAGAAAAUCAUCUAGCUGAGGCAAUUGAGAAACUGAAGAGCUACCACCAAUCGGGGGCCAGUGCCAGUGGUGCCAACAGUGGUACAGGUUCUGCUGGCGCAACUCCCCUUUCGGCAGCCGCAGCCGCUAAGCUGGAAGACGUGGCAGCAGAAUUAGAGGAGCAACGCGAGUUGGCCAACAACCGCCUAGCUGAACUCGACCGCUUGCACCGACAACAUAGAGACACAUUGAAGGAAGUCGAAAAACUUAAGAUGGAUAUACGUCAGUUGCCAGAAUCAGUUAUUGUAGAGACAACAGAAUACAAAUGUCUGCAAAGCCAGUUCUCAGUUCUCUAUAAUGAGUCAAUGCAGAUGAAAACUGCACUUGAUGAAACACGUCUCCAACUGCAGAAUGCCAAGAAUCUUCAUAUGAGGCAAAUUGAAAUGAUGGAGAGCGAAGAAUUAGCCAGGCAGAAAGCCUUGCGAGCUGAAAUGAUACAGUUAGAAGAUGUAUUAGGUCAAUUGCGGAAAGAGUAUGAGAUGCUGAGGAUAGAAUUCGAGCAGAACUUGGCAGCCAAUGAACAGACGGGCCCAAUCAAUAGAGAAAUGCGACAUUUAAUAACAUCGUUGCAGAAUCACAACCAACAGUUGAAGGGCGAAGUAUCCAGGUACAAAAGGAAAUAUAAGGACACCAGCCAGGAAUUGAAUAAGCUACGUAAAGAGACAGAGGAGGCGGCGGCACGUGGCGGCACCACGGCCAGUGGGGAGCAGCCCGACGAGAAACCGCCCCCGAUUAAAAAAGAGGAGCCUGACCCCGAUGGCGAGGAGGGUGGCAGCAUGGGUGACAAGCCAGCCGGCAAGGAGCACGCGCGAGGAAAACUGCACGAGCAAGACCAGAUCAUCAAGGAGUUGAAGCAGCAGCUCAAGAAAGCGGUUAACGAGCAGAAAGAAUUGAAAUUAUUACUCGACAUGUACAAGGGCGUUGGCAAAGAGCAGCGUGACAAAGUGCAACUAAUGGCUGCCGAGAGAAAGGCGCGACAGGAGCUAGAAGAUCACCGGCAGAAAGCUAAAAUGGCACAGGAGAGCAAGCGAGAACGGCGGCUGGCGGAUGAAGAUGCCCUACGGAAGAUUAAGCAGCUUGAAGAACAAAAGUACGAGCUGCAGAAGCAACUGUCGUGUGCUCGUCCCAACUCGGAUCCUCUGCACGCCUCCCCCCCCCCCCCCCCCCCCCCCGGCCCCCCCCCCCCCCCCCCCCCCCCCCCCCCCCCCCGCUCCAGACCCUUCGCUGGGUCUCAGGAGGAGGAGGCGCUUUUAAACGAGAUGGAAGUUACGGGGCAAGCGUUUGAAGACAUGCAGGAACAAAAUUCGCGGCUGAUCCAGCAACUGCGAGAGAAGGAUGAUGCCAAUUUCAAGUUGAUGUCGGAGCGAAUUAAAGCGAACUCCCUGCACAAACUGCUGCGUGAAGAGAAACAAUUGCUGCAAGAACAGGUGGUGACGAGGGAUCAGCAGAUUGAAUCAAUGGGUGCGGUUGCCCGUCGGUUAGAGGAGAAAGAGAGAUUGCUUCAGGCGACGCUCUCGGCCGUAGAGAAGGAACUUCUAUUACGGCAACAGGCUAUGGAGAUGCACAAGCGAAAGGCGAUCGAGUCAGCACAGUCCGCAGCUGACCUCAAGCUGCAUUUAGAAAAAUACCAUGCCCAAAUGAAAGAAGCGCAGCAAGUCGUCGCGGAGAAGACCAGUGCAUUAGAAGCGGAAGCAUACAAAACAAAAAGAUUACAUGAGGAGCUUGCCAUCCUGAGGCGUAAGGCUGAAAGGAUGAAGAAGAUGGAACAGGCGGGCAGCAGUAUGGAUGAAGUGUUACUGGAAGAAAUUCGAGAAUACAAAGAAACCCUUACGUGUCCGUCAUGCAAGGUAAAACGUAAAGACGCCGUCUUAACGAAAUGUUUCCAUGUGUUCUGCUGGGACUGUUUGCGGACUCGCUACGAGACGCGCCAAAGGAAGUGUCCGAAAUGCAACGCUGCCUUCGGGGCCAACGACUACCACCGACUCUACCUCUCCACA
Molecule: messenger RNA, 4098 nt
Organism: Iphiclides podalirius (scarce swallowtail)
Lineage: Eukaryota; Metazoa; Arthropoda; Insecta; Lepidoptera; Papilionidae
Source: the annotation of a GenBank genome assembly